Molecule: messenger RNA, 2810 nt
Organism: Salmo salar (Atlantic salmon)
Lineage: Eukaryota; Metazoa; Chordata; Actinopteri; Salmoniformes; Salmonidae
Biological process (GO): integrin-mediated signaling pathway; cell adhesion; regulation of cell migration
Cellular component (GO): focal adhesion; dendrite; myelin sheath
Molecular function (GO): GTPase activator activity; integrin binding
Source: RefSeq, a predicted model, not a curated record
CUCCUGAGCAGUCUGCAGUGCUCCAGCCCAGGCUGCAGCUAUAAAAAACUAAGCAUAUAACGUCACCACCACUACUAUCACAGCUCUACCAACACACUGAGAUUCACCAUCAGCCAGCGCCACAGAACACAGUCCAGAGACGAGAAAAACAGGAAGCCUGUCGAGCACGGGACGGGAUGUUUGGGUUCCAGAGGACACAACAACAGUUCAGGUGUACCAGUUCCAUCAUGAGGUCUCUGUUGGUCUGUGGAGUAGUUCUAGGAGUGCUGUGGAAUGUGGUCCAUUGUGAGCUGGUCUCAGUGUGUGAGGAAGAGGAUGGAGAUCUGAGAGUAGACUGUCAUGUGGAACCCAGAGCCAAUCAGAUCAACAGUUAUGAGUUCUAUCUGUCUGCCAGAGCCAAUCAGAUCAACAGUUAUGAGUUCUCCGUGUCAACUGGAACAGUGGAGACUGUGGUCAACACCAACGUGUCUGGCUCCGCCCCUGAUGUGCAUUACCGUGACCGUAGCUACGUGGAACACCUGGAGCCCUAUGGAUACCGGCUGACGCUGAACGCAGACACCCACACACACACACUCACCAACACACACACAACCUUCAUUUGCAAGAUUUCCAAGAACAUCGCCUCCGUCAUCAUAGAAAAAAAUGACCUGUUGCCAUGUUCAGCUGACAGUGUGCUGGUCCAGAGCUGUUACUGGCUGCUGGGUGUACUGCUGUCUCUCUGGGGCCUGCCCCCCCAAUGACACACAAACACACUUCUCACAAAAACGUCUGUAGAGUCCGAACGAUUAUGACCCAUCUAUGAAAAGCUGAGACUCCCACGAACACGCACAUGUAACCUGCUUUACUCACAAGCCAUACAAAAGCUGUUAGAAGGUAAGGGGUUCUUCUACAGAGAAGAUCACAGGAAAUCCCAGAACAUAGUGUCUAUAAUACUGUUAAGGGUUCUUCUACAGAGAAGAUCACAGGAAAUCCCAGAACAUAGUGUCUAUAAUACUGUUAAGGGUUCUUCUACAGAGAAGAUCACAGGAUAUCCCAGGAAAUAGUGUCUAUGAUACUGUAAUAAGCACACAUAUUUGCUGUCACAAACUACAAACUCCACACAGUUGUCACCGACUAGAUGGAUAUUCAUUUCCCACUGAGCAUUCUGUACUUACAUAAUUCUUAUAAAUUCAUUGUUGUGAGGUUUUGCUUGGAGGAUCUUGUUUUCUUGAUUGGCGUUUGACAUGAACAUAAACUUCAUGAAUGCAACUUUUUUCUGUCAAUUUGCUUUGUUCUCUGUCUGUAGCACUGUUGUCCUGAAAAUAACAUGGUAAAACACCUCAGUGUGAGGCUAAAUAUAACGGCUGGAGAUGAAUGAAAGUACAUCUUUGCUGGAGUCUGUGGGCCUCAUGAUAACUUGUAUUUAUUCUGUAGGCCUGUUCAUCUUCGUAACUGAACCUAGAACUGGAAAGUUAAACAAUUGAUAGUUUAAUUAACCAACUGAACAAUGCUUGUCUGAAGGUAACCCGGUACCAGAAUAAAAUAUAAAUGGAAGUAUAUAAGUACUUUAGUGUCAACAACUAAAAAAUUGUUAACUAUGGGUAAAAAAAAAGAGAUAUAAUAAUUUCCUGAGCAUUCUUCCAGUAUAUCUCUCAGAUAUAGGACAGACACUUCAAAACCAUAUUCCUUCUGAUACAUUUUUUCACUAUAUGUUUGCCAUGUACGAAUAUGUUGUUCAAUGUGUUUCUAUGGGCUAAUAGCAGUAAGGCCAAAUUCAAUGUUUCAUCAAAAAAUAUAAAUAAUACAGGGGUCCUAAAAUUCAGAAUCAAAUACUAAAUGGUCCUUGGUAUGGAUUCUUAAAACAUUUAAAUAUGUUGGCUAAGUAGAAUCUAGGGAGUAUAAUUAUGGUGUAACUACUGACUCAACUAUCUAUUGUUAUAGUGUAACUACUGACUAAAGUAUAUAUUAAGAUGGUGUAACUACUGACUCAACUAUCUAUUAAUAUGGUGUAACUACUGACUCAACUAUCUAUUGUUAUGGUGUAACUACUGACUCAACUAUCUAUUAAUAUGGUGUAACUACUGACUCAACUAUCUAUUAAUAUGGUGUAACUACUGACUCAACUAUCUAUUAAUAUGGUGUAACUACUGACUUAACUAUCUAUUGUUAUAGUGUACCUACUGACUAAAGUAUAUAUUAAGAUGGUGUAACUACUGACUAAAGUAUAUAUUAAUAUGGUGUAACUACUGACUCAACUAUCUAUUAAUAUGGUGUAACUACUGACUCAACUAUCUAUUAAUAUGGUGUAACUACUGACUUAACUAUCUAUUAAUAUGGUGUAACUACUGACUCAACUAUCUAUUGUUAUAGUGUACCUACUGACUAAAGUAUAUAUUAAGAUGGUGUAACUACUGACUAAAGUAUAUAUUAAUAUGGUGUAACUACUGACUCAACUAUCUAUUAAUAUGGUGUAACUACUGACUCAACUAUCUAUUAAUAUGGUGUAACUACUGACUCAACUAUCUAUUUAAUAUAACUAUUAUAAUUGUAACUACUGACUCAACUAUCUAUUUAAUAAAACUAUUAUAAUUGUAACUACUGACUCAAUCUAUUAUUAUGGUGUAACUACUGACUCAACUAUCUAUUUAAUAUAACUAUUAUAAUUGUAACUACUGACUCAACUAUCUAUUUAAUAAAACUAUUAUAAUUGUAACUACUGACUCAAUCUAUUAUUAUGGUGUAACUACUGACUCAACUAUCUAUUUAAUAUAACUAUUAUAAUUGUAACUACUGACUCAACUAUCUAUUUAAUAAAACUAUUAUAAUUGUAA